AUGUCUCGUAAGAAAACCGCCAAAGGCAAAGCGAACAGCUCGUCCACUGGAAGCCCCAGCGGGAAAAGCUCCGGGAAAAAGGGUUGCCCAGGAAUUGCGCCACUUAACGGGGUGGUCCACCCCAGUAGACCCCCCAUCAGCAACAGCAGCGAGUUUUACGACAUUGCUUUUAAGGUGAUGCUGGUGGGAGACUCUGGUGUGGGGAAGACUUGUUUCCUUGUGCGGUUUAAAGACGGAGCGUUUCUGGCCGGGAGCUUCAUUUCCACUGUAGGAAUUGACUUCAGAAAUAAAGUCAUGAAUAUUGAUGGAGUCAAAGUCAAGCUUCAGAUCUGGGACACCGCCGGACAGGAGCGCUUCCGUAGUGUCACUCAUGCUUAUUACCGCGACGCUCACGCUUUGCUCUUGUUGUACGAUGUCACCAACCGAGCUUCCUUCGACAACAUACAAGCCUGGCUGAGUGAGAUACAUGAGUAUGCACAAGAAGAUGCUGUGCUCAUGCUGCUGGGAAACAAGGCUGAUUCCACACAUGAGAGAGUGGUGAAGAGAGAAGAUGGUGAGAGACUCGCUAAGGAGUUUGGAGUCCCCUUCAUGGAGACCAGUGCCAGGUCUGGUCUAAACGUGGAGCUGGCGUUCACUGCUGUGGCAAAAGAGCUGAAACACCGGACAAUGAAGGAUCCCAGCGAGACUUUCAAGCUCCAGGAAUACGUCAGCAAAGAGAUGAAGGGCGCGGGCUGCUGCUAG
Knipowitschia caucasica is the source of this 741-nucleotide messenger RNA. NCBI's taxonomy places the organism in Eukaryota, Metazoa, Chordata, Actinopteri, Gobiiformes, Gobiidae. The record is from the annotation of a GenBank genome assembly.